UCCCGGAAGUCCCUCCGGGGCGACCGCAGAUGGACACCCGGCCCCGCCCCGGCCCCCAGGCCGCUGACUUCACCCCUUCCUCCCGGCGUGCCCCCCGGCCCCGCAGGAAGUUGCACAACCCAUAAUAGUAUAAAUGGGGCUUGCAGGGCGCGGCCGUGCACAGGACGCUGCAGCCAACGCCGUGGGAGCCGAGCGAGGCAUCCUGACCUCCGUUUCCGGCCAUACCCUGUGUCUUCCGGUUCCGACUGUCAGUCAUGGCCGCUGCCCUGUGGCUCCUUGUGGCGCUGGCCACGCCUGCCCCCAGCCCAGUGACGUCAGAGAGUGGCGCGGCCCCGCCCUUCUUCAACCUCCGAGUGUACCCAAAGGAGCUCCGCCUGAGCUGGGAGCGCAGGGCACCUGGGCCACAAGCCGUGUGCAGGAAGCAGGGGCUUGGAAUUGUGUGGCUCCAGGAUCCUUGACCCAUCCCGAUCCGUUCAAAAUGCCUGCGACUUCCUCUGCCCCGCCCCACUUCCUCUCUCCACUCCUCCCCAAGUCUGACAUCGGCCGUGAGCACUGCCGCUUCCCGUCGCUGUCCCUGUGUCACAUGACCAACAUCAGUGUCUUCCUCCCCAACGACCCGGGUGCCACCGCCACCUGGAUCCUGUUCCCCGAGUCGGACCCCAACCGCCCUGCAGCAGCCACAGACCUGCACUGCUGGCUGCACCAUGUGGACCAUGUUUCCUGCCGCUGGGGGCGGGGCCCUGGGGCGCCGAGCGAUGUGCAGUACCGGAUGUUCUGGCGGGAUGCCAGGCAGGGGCGGGACCGGGACCGUGAGUGCCCUCGCUAUGACGUCAUGGGCAUGGGUGGGGCCCGGCUGGGUUGCACACUGGACGCGGUGCUGCCCACGCUGAUGAUGGUGACAGUGACCGGGAGCAGCGGGCAGGGCCCCGUGUCCUGCAGUGACACUGCCGUGGACCUGCAGGCAGCAGAGGUCCUGACCCCGCCCACCCUGCGGGCCAAGUGCAAUGGCAGCGACACUGCCCUCGUGAGCUGGGUGAUGCGGAGCCGAUUCCACCGAGGGUUCGAGUUCCAGCUGGAAAUCCGCAAGGGUCCUCACUCAGAGCUGGAAACCGAGCACACCUCCGAGAGCCACUUCCGGGUCCGAAUCCCAGGCUCCGCCUCCUUCCGAGUCCGGGCGAAGCCAUCAGACAUUGCAGACUUCAGUGCCUGGAGCCAGGUCGCGGAAUUGGGCGUCUGCUCCCACCCAUCCCAAACCUCAAGGACCCCAUGGGGGAGAAAGCGGAGCCCGCAGAGCUGCGUGGGAGGCAGCACUGCCCGAGGAAUGCGAGGUGACGCAAGUGAUGGAGGCCUGAGCUGUCAAUUACCAAUAAAGGCGGGGCCGGCGGCGACCCUGCCCCUUCCACCACAGACUAGAAGUGGGGCUGCAGUUACUCGGGGGCCACCCCUGUCAUUCGCAGACCGGAAGUGGGGCUGUCAGUCACCUGGGGCCUCGCCCCUGUCAGUCACACACAGGAAGUAGAUGCUUAGUCUUUAUUGAUUGAUACACGGGGUCAGGGCUCCCUGAACUAGGACAGAUGUCGGGGUCAAGAGGUCAAACGUCCAGGGCUCCCAGGAUCCCUGGGGUCUGGAGGGGGACGGGGCCUGGGGAAGGGGCGAGGGGGCGGUGUUUAGAGGCUGAUUGACUGGCAGGGUGAUUGAUGUCAUGAUCGACAAGAGGCGGGGCCAGGGCUUGGCUGACGGCUGGCGGGGCGGGAGUCACGUGGAGACUGAUUGCAGUGGUGGGGCUGCUUCCAGUCCUAGCCGGUGUCACUUCCAGGAAGAAGGAAGCCAGCUGGUGGGCAAAAGCGGCUCAGGGCAACCCCCUGGGGUGGGGUGGGCGGGGCCCCAUUCAUCCCCAAUGGGCGCGGGACAUGAUAGGGAUGGGGCUCCGCCCAUCCCGGCCUCCCCCCCCACAGCGGCUCCCCGGUUGGGUGGUGAGAGGGACUAGAGGCCGGUGCGGGAGGGGUCUCUGUGCCCUGGGUGGCAGCUGCACCGCCUGGGCUCUGGGCUGUGCUCCUGGAACGCGAUGGAUGUCACACUCACUUGCUGGAGGGUUGGAGCCGUCUGAACUCCAUGCACACACCUGGUUCCAGGCCUCUUCCCUGCUGGGAUUGGCAGGCAGUGUUUCCCAUCUCGCCUUCUAGAUCCACUGCUGCAUCUCUGCUUCAUGUGCAGAAGACGUGUUCCCUCAGUCAUUUGUUGAUUCAUUCAGUCGUUCAUUUAUUUUGUCUCUCUCCCUCCAUCCUCUCACUUUUGUCCUCUCCCCAUUCCUCUAUUUUCAUAAAGACACCUUUCAUACCAGAUUUGUCACGUCUUGCCCCUAAACCCCAGGGUGACCUCACCAUGUCAGUCUCUGUAAGACCCAAUUUAGAAAUAAUGUUGACAUUGCCCGUUACUGGUGUAGCGCUUCAACACACAAGAAGACACAGAUCACCAGUCAGUCUUCAUCAGGCCUAAGGCCCAAGGAAAAUGAUUUGGAGAGAAAAAACUCAGGGAUCUGGAGCACAUGCUUUCCAGGCUGAUCAUGUGCUCUCAGAAUAAGCAGAAAAGGGAUGUGUGGCUUAAUAAAGUUCUGUGUUGCAAGAA
Mesocricetus auratus (golden hamster) is the source of this 2625-nucleotide messenger RNA. RefSeq names its product interleukin-3 receptor subunit alpha-like. The record is from RefSeq and is a predicted model, not a curated record. Gene Ontology annotation, cellular component: membrane. The transcript is spliced from 11 exons. Lineage: Eukaryota; Metazoa; Chordata; Mammalia; Rodentia; Cricetidae. Gene Ontology annotation, molecular function: cytokine receptor activity; protein binding. Bases 134 to 1519 code for a protein of 461 amino acids.